Molecule: messenger RNA, 1362 nt
Organism: Fraxinus pennsylvanica
Lineage: Eukaryota; Viridiplantae; Streptophyta; Magnoliopsida; Lamiales; Oleaceae
Source: the annotation of a GenBank genome assembly
AUGCCAUGUCCAGCUUCAUCAAAAAGCAAAAUUGCCAAGACAUUUCAGAAAGUAAUUCACUUAAAAUCAGCGAAGAAAAAUCUCUCAAACCCUGGAUUUUGCCUCUUCAUUCCUCAAGAAAAACUCAAAUGCUGUGAAUCCCAACAGUUCGAGAAAGAAAAUCUCGAAGAAGAAGCAAAAGAAUCGAAGAACCGAGCCACGGUUGAAGCCUUCGUUGCCAAGCUUUUUGCCACCGUUUCUGCAGUUAAAGCAGCUUAUGCUGAGCUACAAAUGGCUCAGUUUCCGUACAACAAUGAGGCUGUACAAUCUGCAGAUCAAGCUGUGGUUGAUGAAUUAAAAGCACUUUCAGAGCUCAAGCACAGAUUCUUGAAGAAACAGAUCGAUUCUUCUCCGCCCCAUGUGACAUUAAUGCUAGCAGAAAUUCAAGAACAGCAGUCUCUAAUGAAGACUUAUGAGAUCACCAUGAAAAAAAUGCAGGGGGAGAUAGAAAGAAAAGAUUCCCAAAUUUCUUUACUACAAGAUCAGUUGCAGGGAAUCGUUCAGAACAAUAAGUCCCUCGAGAUAAAACUCAAUGCAAGUGGAUCUUUUUCCAUUCUUGACCAUAUCAAGUUCUCUGAUUCAAAUCCUAUAGUCUUUAUCAUGGUUUUUCACUAUGCAUUGAGAUCCAUACGCAAUUUCGUCAAGUUGUUGAUUAGGAAUAUGGUCUCUGCAAAUUGGGAUAUUGAUGCUGCAGCAAAUGCAAUACAGUCAGAAAUCACUUUCAGCAAGAGGGAUCAUAAAGGUUUCGCCUUUGAAUCAUUUGUUUGCAGAGAAAUUUUCAGUGGCUUCAAUGAACCAUUUUUUUCUAUACAAAAUGAUCGUCAGUCGUUGCCUAAUGACGCAGAUCAGCGUCAAAUUUUCUUCUUUGAACAGUUCAAGAAAGUGAGAUCAGUGAGUGUAAUUCAGUUUCUUGAGCAGAAUCCAAAUUCUUUGUUUGGGAAAUUCUUGAAAGCAAAGUACCUUCAUUUACUACAUCCCAAAAUGGAAUUUUCAUUUGCAGGGAAUUUGAAUCAAAGGAAAAUGGUUAAUUCCGGUGAGUUCCCAGAAACUGAAUUCUUCAAGGCCUUUGCAGAGAUGGGAAGGAGAGUUUGGCUUUUACAUUGUUUGGCAUUCUCACUUGAUCAAGAAGUGAGCAUAUUUCAAGUGAAAAGAAGUUCCAGAUUUUCCGAAGUGUACAUGGAAAGUAUAACGGACGACAUUUUCGUGGCAGCCGAGCGUGAUUUUUGGGUGGCAUUCACGGUGGUUCCGGGAUUCAAGGUUGGCCAGACGGUGGUGCAAAGCCAGGUAUACUUAUCUCCAAACAAAACUCCACCCAGAAGUUAG